Messenger RNA from Fonsecaea pedrosoi CBS 271.37, 357 nucleotides. RefSeq lists its product as uncharacterized. The coding region runs from base 1 to 357 and encodes 118 amino acids. NCBI's taxonomy places the organism in Eukaryota, Fungi, Ascomycota, Eurotiomycetes, Chaetothyriales, Herpotrichiellaceae. The record is from RefSeq and is a predicted model, not a curated record. The transcript has a single exon.
AUGUCAGUGGCUACAGCUCCGCUAGGACCGCGUACCAUGGCCCAAAAUGCAACAGCUGACUCUUCGGGGUCAACCUGGAACGAUCCUUUCCACAGUGUGGACAUGAGGUUGUACCCGAGAUUAGCAUUGUUCGAAGCCCUAGCUGGAUUUAAAGAUGCCCAUGGGCCAUGGGAAUCAUCCGGCGACGGUAUUUGCGAAGCUCGCAGAGAUUUUAUGGACUCCUUCGCCUACCCCUACGACACCCGAAAAGGUGGAGCAACCGUGACUGCCACCGGAUUACAAAAACUUCUUCACGGUAAUAUCCUCUCGCUGGCGGCGAACGAGGGCAUUAGUAAAAGACAUCCCAAGUUUACGUAG